Messenger RNA from Trichomycterus rosablanca, 3310 nucleotides. RefSeq names its product transient receptor potential cation channel, subfamily A, member 1a (gene trpa1a). The coding region runs from base 1 to 3255 and encodes 1084 amino acids. Gene Ontology annotation, biological process: monoatomic ion transport; transmembrane transport. The record is from RefSeq and is a predicted model, not a curated record. Gene Ontology annotation, cellular component: membrane. The transcript is spliced from 27 exons. Gene Ontology annotation, molecular function: monoatomic ion channel activity; protein binding. Lineage: Eukaryota; Metazoa; Chordata; Actinopteri; Siluriformes; Trichomycteridae.
AUGGACGUGGACAGAAACCACUACAUGUCCACUAACAUCUUUGAGUGGGCACUGGAUGGUGACGCGGCGGCUCUGAAGUGCCACUCAGACAGUCUGAAGGUGACAGACGAUGGUGGUGCCACCCCGCUUCACUACGCCGCCUCGAAAGGUCACAUCCGCAUCAUCAGACUCAUCAUGCAGAUCGCCGGCGCACACGAGCUGGACGUGGUGGACGAUGAUGGGAACACGGCUCUUCACUGGGCCGUUCAGCAGGAUCAGUGUGGAAGCUGCUCGGCUCUCCUCGAUCUCGGGGCGAAUCCCAACGUCCUGAAUAAAUCCUCGUUCUCGCCCCUGCACCUCGCCGUCAAACUCAAGUACAACCACAUCGUCGAGGAGCUCCUCUCAAACAGUCAGACGGUCGCUAAUCUGGAGGGAGAUUUGGGAAACACUCCGGUAAAUCUGGCAGCUUUAGGGGACAACCAUGAAGCGCUGUGCAUACUGCUCAGGAACGGCGCCAAACUGUGUCAGCAGAACAAGCUGGGUCACUUCCCCAUCCACUCCGCCGCCUUCGCUGGAGCCAAGAGGUCCAUGGAGGUGCUCCUCCGAAAAGGGGAGGAGAUCGGCGUUCCCCCCGAGAGGCACAUCAACUACCUGGACAAGUCCAGCUGCAGUCCUCUACAUCUGGCUGUACACGGAGGGAACCUCGACGUCAUCCAGCUGUGUAUCGCCUGUGGAGCCAAAAUCGACCAGCACCAGUGUGAUAAAUCCACGGCGCUGCAUUUCGCCUGCACCCAGGGCGCCACGCCGGCGGUGAAGAUCAUGCUGAGGGCGUACGACAGAGUGCUAGACAUCGUCAACAUCACCGACGGAGCCAACCAGACGCCGCUCCAUAAGGCGACGAUUUUCGAUCACUGUGAGCUGGCGGAGUUCCUGAUCUCACAGGGUGCGGACGUCAACUUCACCGACUGUAAAGGCCACUCGCCGCUGCUGCUGGCUACCAGCUGUGGUGCGUGGAAGACCGUGAACCUGCUCCUGUCCCGCGGUGCUGAUCUGAUGGUGAAGGAUAAAUCCGGCUGUAACUUCCUGCACCUCACCAUCCUGCAGCCUCGGGGUCUAAGGAACCUUCCAGCUGAAGUUCUGCAGCACGAGCGAGUGAGAGACCUCCUGAACGAUGAAGAUUCGGAGGGUUGUACCCCUCUGCACUACGCCUGCAGGCUGGGGAUUCCAGAGUCAGUGAAGAACAUGCUGGGCCUGGAGGUCUCGCUCGACCAGAAGUCCAAACAGAAGAAAUCAGCGCUGCACUUCGCAGCCGAGUACGGCAGGAUCAACACGUGCCACCGACUCCUGGAGACCAUGACGGACACCCGACUGCUGAACGAGGGCGACGAGAAGGGCAUGACCCCGCUACACCUGGCAUCGCGUGGCGGCCACGUCAAAGUGGUUGAGCUUCUCCUUCGAAAAGGGGCUCUGUUCCACAGCGAUUAUAAAGGCUGGUCGUGUUUGCAUCACGCCGCGGCUGAGGGAUUCACACAGACCAUGGAGAGAUUACUCGUCUCCGACAUCAAGCUUCUGGAUAAAACCGACACGGAGGGAAACACGGCGCUGCACUUGGCGGCGAGAGCCGGACACGUCACCGCCGUCCAGCUGCUGCUGCUGAGAGGAGCUCAGAUCCUGCUGAACUGGAGCGAGGCGUCGUUCCUGCACGAGGCCGUGCACAACUACAGGAAGGAGGUCGCCAUCGCCGUCAUCGACAGCGACAGGUGUGUGGAGGCCGUCACCACGUUUAAGGUGCGCUCAGCUAAACGCUGCAUCGUUAUGGACAUGAUCGAGUUCCUGCCUGAAUGUUUCAAGCAUCUGCUGGACACGUGCAUCAAAGAAUCAGAUAAAGACGUGAACUCCUGCGACUACUACCUGGAGUAUAACUUCCAGUGGCUCCAGCAGCCCAUUCAAUACGCCAAGAAGAGCGAGAACAAAGAGAAGAACGGCAUCUACAAACCUCUGGUCGCCCUGAACGCCAUGGUGGAGUUUAAUCGCGUGGAGCUGCUGACCCAUCCGCUCUGCAAGAAAUACCUGGAGAUGAAAUGGCACGCGUACGGAGUGAAAGCUCACCUGCUGAACAUGACCAUCUACACACUGGGGGUUUUACCUCUCACCUACCUGAUCGUCAAACUGCGGCCCAAUCUCACCGUGAACCAGAACGUCACCUCCAUCAAUAUGAUGACCACCACACUGGACAAGCAGUGUUACGCCAUCACGAGCUGCAUGUUCCUGGUCUUCACCAUGAACCUGUACGCGGUGGGUAAGGAGCUGGUGCAGAUGGGGCAGCAGAGACUGAAGUACCUGUGGGAUAAGUCUAAUCUGAUGGACUGGGCGUCGGCCGUCUGCUCUCUGCUGUUCGUGGUUCCUCUGCUGCUGAACGUGAAGGAAUCGUGGCACUGGCCGGCGGGCGCGUUGGCAUCUCUGGCAUCCUGGGUCAACCUGCUGCUCUACCUACAGAGGUUCGAGAGGUUUGGGAUCUAUGUGGUGAUGUUCCGUGAGAUCUGCAGCACUCUGCUGAGCAUCAUCCUGAUAUUCGUUUAUCUCAUCCUGGCCUUCGCCUUGGCCUUCUACGCUCUGAUGAUCGAUCAGAGGAACUUCGGUGGGAUGUUCCUCUCGCUGAUGCAGACCUUCGUCAUGAUGGCGGGCGAGAUCAACUACCAGGACACCUUCCUGAAGCCCUACAUGACCAAUAAGCUGGCCUUCCCCGUCCUGACAUACAGCAUCUUCAUCUGGUUCGUCCUGCUGGUGCCCAUCCUGCUCAUGAACCUGCUGAUCGGAUUGGCCGUCGGCGACAUCGCGGAGGUGCAGAACAACGCCUGCCUGAAGCAAAUCGCCAUGCAGAUCGAGCUCCACACCAAUCUGGAGGAGCGUUUACCCUACUGGUUCAUGAAGAGGGUGGAUCAGGUGACGGUUCGGGAGUAUCCCAACAAGUGCUGCCCGAGAAAGAAAUCGAUGGCGUGCAGACAGAAGGUGAUGAAAGCCAGAGCUCGUCUCAACCCCAACUCACACCAGUCCACGCCCAUCGAGUGGGAGCUCACCAAACAGAAGUACAGAUUGAAGGAGAUGUGCGACUCGAUGGAGAAGCAAAACAACCUGCUGAAGCUCAUCGUACAGAAGAUGGAGAUCAGCUCCGAGGCGGAGGAAUGUGACGGGCCGCCCAUCCGGCACGCCGGCAAACUCCACAGCAGGAGCAAGUGGGGGCCCCUGCUGCGGGCUGUUACUGCCAGGAAGAAGUGAUCGCACCGGGCACAAUUACUGCCAUGCUAAUCUUGUUUUAUUGGAGUGUGUGUGU